Molecule: messenger RNA, 2584 nt
Organism: Periconia digitata
Lineage: Eukaryota; Fungi; Ascomycota; Dothideomycetes; Pleosporales; Periconiaceae
Source: the annotation of a GenBank genome assembly
GACAUUAUAACACCGGGGAUCCAAGUGAUCAUCAGAAGUGGCUAUGAGUUUCACAGUUCUUGGGCGCGUUGGAUCCGAGGCUGGACAUGCUCUGUUCCAUGUAGGAAGAUAUAAAGAAGCAGAGUGGUGUUUCCGCCCAGCCGUUGAGGAAUACGAGGAAAUAUACGGUAGAUACCAUGGCAAGACAUUGAAGAACACGUUCUGGCUUGGGCGCUCAGUAUAUUCCCAAGAGGACUUUCAACAGGCGAAAGAGAUAUUUGAAAAGACUUUCAAGGGGUACCAGCGGACAUUCGGCCGAGACCACGAGCUUAGCUCUCAAUCUCUUCGCUGGUUGGGGCACGCUCUCUACGAGCAGGGAAGAUAUAAAGAAGCGGAAGACAAGUUUCGAGAGACGGCUGCAUAUGGUGAUAAAUAUUCUGAUGUAGAUCCUGCCAAAGUAUUGAGCUUGCAUUGGCUCGGACGCUCGGUUUUCGAACAGGAUCGGAGAAGUAAAACCGCUGAAAAUUGUUUUCGAGAAGCAUACGAAGUAUGUAAAAGUUCUCUGGGCACCACAGAUAGGCGUACGAUGCUUAAUCUACACUGGCUUGGGAACUCGUUGCAUCAUCAAGAAAAUUAUAGCGAGGCGGAGAAGCUUUUCCGAAAAGUUUCGGAAAAGCGUGAGAAGAGGUUGGGCGCAACCGACAGGGCAACAAUUGCCAGCAAAGCAAUGCUUGGUGCGUCAUUAUGCGCGCUAGGAAGAUGUGAUGAGGCUGCAAUAAUUCUGCGACACGCCUCCCAGAUCAAUAAGCAAAGGCUCGGUGCUAUACACGAGGAAACGUUGUCUAGUGAGUUCUGGCUAGGUCAGGCACUGGUGCAACAAAGAAGAUACGCAGAAGCACUAGGACUUUUCCGUAAUGCGGCAGACAAAUUCGAAAGAAAAAAUGGCUUCCAUGAUCCAAGGGCGGAAGAGAGUCGUUAUUGGGAGAACGUCAUUGUGUUAAAGUUGGAGGCAAGGAGUGCCCCAGUGAAACCAUAUGUCAAAAAGAAAGUAGACCCAAUAAGCACGAAGCUUGAAACGUGGACAGCGCCAGUAGAACUGCCUCCUGGAAGAGAACGAACUGCUUGGAAGGAUCUGAAAACCGAUGUAAUAAGCGAUCCGCCCAACAUUUUGCUGUUGCAAGAUGUGACACGGGAAGACAUCGAUCAAACGACAGGAAAGAAUGACAUCUUACAGUUUAUCAAGGAGCAACACAGCAUAGCGUCCACGGGACCACGGAAUCCUCAGCUAUCUUCCAAGAAAUCCACAUCUUCCAUGCUGGAAUCUUUUGUGAGCCGGCUAGACGAGAUCUUUUCCAUUAAAGGUGGCAGCCCCCAGCUGUUUCAAGAGGCGGAAAUCAUGGAGGUCACAACGCUUUUGAAGCAACUGGCACCCACUCAAAGUCAUAUGCCCCGCACUUAUAUUGUUCUGCGUUCUCUAGGACAGUUGAAUUUAUUUGACGACCUAGUUAGUUCUGGGUUCUCCGAUUACUCUUUUCCAGUCAACGAAAAGGAUGUACCAAAAUGUGUCCCUCAAGACUCGCGAAAAAGUUUCCUCGACGCCCAGAAGCUGGUGUUGACAAAAGCGCUAGAUUUGGAAAAGGGCGAACGAGGAAGCCAUUGCUACUUCGUAGAUGAAGAUCCGAUUCCUCUCACAUCAAAGGGAAUAUUAGGGCAAGGCGCAUUCGGCCAGGUCGACAAAGUUGUCAGUCUAGUUACCUUCAAAACUUAUGCCAGAAAGAGGAUUCUAAGACGCUCUCUGUACGCGAGACAGAGGAAGAAAGACGUGGAAUUAUUCAUCAACGAGAUUGAGAUCAUGAAGAGCAAAAAGCACCAGCAUAUAGUCGAGUUCGUCGGCAGCUACACGGAUGCCAAAUACAUCGGUCUGUUGAUGACUCCAGCCGCUGAAAUGGACCUUGCGACAUAUCUGACGCGUAUCAACACCACUCAAUACCCCGAACUUCGAACGUUUUUUGGUUGUCUGAUUUGUGCACUCGAGUAUUUACACAGCCAUGGUGUGAGACACAAAGACAUCAAACCACGUAAUAUCCUCAUAAAUUGCGGGAACGUGAUGUUCGCGGAUUUUGGUUUAUCUCUCGAUUUCACGGACGCGACGGGAAGCACCACAGAAAGUGUUGUCCACGGUAUGACCCCUCGAUACUGCGCUCCAGAGGUAGCUUCGCACGAGCCUCGCAAUACCUCAUCCGACAUUUGGAGCUUGGGCGUCGUGUUCAUGGAGAUGAUCGUUGCACUGAAAGGACGGAACUUAGAGUAUAUGAAUAUGUUCUUCGAUCAGCAUGGUACCGGGGAGCCGUUCAUUCGUAUGAAUGCCAAAGCUUUGACGGAAUUCAUUACUGAACUUGGGAGCAUAGGUGAGACACUGGAUAACCGAGCAUUGAAGUGGACUCAAAGAAUGCUAGUAGUUGACAAGCGGUUGCGUCCGAGUGCCUCAUCUCUGCAUGAACUGAUUUUGGACUGCGACGGCGAAGAGGGAACUGUCCAUUUCUGUGGGAUAUGUUGCGCUUUCCUAAACGAUGAGUUCUCAGAUCUAGGUGCCUGUCAGGCAUAG